This is a messenger RNA of Rotaria socialis, 2124 nucleotides long. The record is from the annotation of a GenBank genome assembly. Lineage: Eukaryota; Metazoa; Rotifera; Eurotatoria; Philodinida; Philodinidae.
AUGGCAUCAACAGAAGCAACACCUCGUUAUCGAAAUUUUUCAAAUAAUAUGCCAUCGUCAAUGAAUCCAAAAGUUCAUACAUCAACAUCACUAAUUGCCGUUGAAAAGGAGUCUGAACCGAAUCCUGAAGAUCAAUGUUUUAUGUGUCGUCAAGCAAAUGUCUAUGUUAAACCUAUUGGUAUGAGUCAAGAACGUCGUGUAGCCCGUCGUCAUCCACCACCAUUAUCACGUGCACAAAUAGAUGUGUUAAGUCAAAAAAAGAAUUUAACAAAACUAGAAGUAAGAAAAUUAUUACAAUGUUAUUUUCCAGAAAUAAAACAUGUGAAAUAUUUUCAACUACAUAAAUUUCAUUCAUGUUGCUAUGAUCCAAAACAUUUGAAUCUAUGUAAAAAUCAUAUAACUGCAUUACAACAUGAACGUGGACAAAAUCCUGGUGGUCAUCAUCACCAUCAUGAUGACGACAAUCUUUAUAAAGAUCGUGAAAGAGAUGGUGACGCAAAAGAUAGAGUUAGUUUUGUUCGAAUCAAGAUUGAACCAACUAAAGGUAUACCAACAAGGUUUCUUGCGCCAGCAGCUCUACCAGAAUCUCUUGCUGAGAUGCUUCUCAACCAAGUUAAUCGUUUAGAAAACAAAAAAGUACCACCAUCGUUGACAAAAAAUCGUACGAUUUUACCUUAUAAUGUGAGACGAAUAAAUAUGACUCAUGGCUCUGAUGACGACGACGACGACGACGAUGGCGACGAUGAUGAUGAUGAGGAAGACGAUACUGAAGAUGAUGGUGAUUAUAAUGAUAAUCAAAGAACACAAGUUCAAGGUAAAGUUAUGGCAGAUUCGAGUACACACUUUGGAAAUAAUAGACAAGAAAAACUAAAAUUAGAGAGAAAACUACCAAAUGGCGAUUUAGAAGUUGAAAAUUUAGAUGAAUUGAAUAGUUUAUACAUUAAUCAUCAACGUCCAACAAAUUUCAAUGGCAAGCCACAACUUUUUUCGAAACCAUUAAGGAAGAAAAAAAGAAAGGCAGGUACAAAUAACAAUGGAAAUCGUAAAUCAAAAUUAAAACAUUGGGAAUUAUUAGCAUUAGAACAAGCAAAACAAGAAACAUGUAACUGUCGACAUCAUGUUACGACUGUUGAAGAUGAUCAUACCCAUUUUGAUUGGUGUCGAUGCAAAGAUCAUCAGCAUAAAGAAGUAAUGGAAAGACGUAAAUCAUUUGUAGCUACCCCAGUACAACCAACACCCCUACCACCACCACCUCCAAAAGAGCCAGUAACACCUCCAGCGCCAAAAAGACGUCCAAAACCUCGUAAAAUACAUACGAAAUCGGUUGGUAUCGAUGCAGCAGAACCUUCAUCGGCUGAAAUCGCUCUAGCUUAUGAUCCAACGGCAGUCGAUUAUGAUAUGAUACAAGAAGCAAUCUAUUAUAGAACAUCAUCAGGAAGAUUGAUCAAACCUCAAACAACGAAUGCUUUCACCUAUGAAGGUAUACCUUCAUCCAUGAUGAUCAAUAAUCAAGACUCAAUGCCCAAUCAAUCUGAAGUUUUAUAUAUGACAUCUGAUGGUAAACUGCAACCAUUCGAAAAUGGCGGAAGAAAUCAAAGAAAUCCAAAGACCAUUGUUCUAUCGAAACCAGGUUCAUUAUAUAAUGGUCAAGCAUCGAUCGAUGCUCAACAUUCAUCAACAAAUAAUGCAGCUUCAAAUACUUUACCUGUAUUAAAAUUUCCUGCAAUAGUAAAUUCUACAACACAGCAUGCGAAUAACAACUAUGGUAAAGGAUAUCAACCGACAGAAUUUACUUUAGCUAAAUUUUCUCCUGAUAAAACUGUACGUUCUCCUGAUGGUCAAGGAAGAUUAAGAGCGAUUUCAAUGUCAACACAAAGAAGUACAAAACCGACUUUCAGUAAUCAGGAUGCAACACCUGAUUUUGGACGUGAUUCCAGUACUGUUGCUAAUCGUCGUUGGUUUGAUCAACCGCUUGGCGAUCAGAAUUUACGUCCUGUAAAAGAUGGUCAAUAUGGUUUAAUUGCGGGCACAUCAACGGAUUCCUAUCAAACUAAAUCUGAAUUAGCUGAAGCUAAUCUUAAUAAUAAUAAUAAUAUAAGAUCAAACGCAUCAGUAAAUACAUGA